AUGGAUGGUGCAAGGUGGGAAAAUGUGAGGGUCUCCACUACGGAAGGAGGAGGGGCACAGCAACAAAGAGAUGACAGCGUGCAAAUUGAUCUGAAGGUCCUGGAGUAUGAAACAGAGAAAAUUGCUGGCGCCAAUGGCCCGUUCUCCAUCAGACGCCGCUGGGGUGGGAUCCCCAGUGGAGUGGACGCAGUGAUGAUCGGCAAACUCCAGAUGGUGCCGAAGCAAAAGCAGAAGGGGCGGGGGAGGGGCCGGGGGCGAGGCGAGCACCACAAGAAUCGACGGCCCAAGGAUCGGCACAGGAAGGACUCGUCCAGCGAGGAGGACGAUUCCAACAACUUCAGGCCCCAUCAUAGUAUCUACUUCUUUGUCAGAGAUAAAUAUUACCUCGUCGACCUUACCUCCAAGCGGGUGGACAUUGCUGGGCCCCGAUCCAUCACCAAGUACUGGUUCAAGUGCGAGGUCGAGUGAAAUUAAGCUGACUAUGGACAGGACCAUCACCGGCAGAGACGGGCUGCCCAUCGCCAUUCUCGGAUCUUCCGUGCAGGCCCACACCACUGGGAACCAGGAAUGAGGAAAUAAAACCGGAAUAACCU
This is a messenger RNA of Amblyraja radiata (thorny skate), 593 nucleotides long. RefSeq names its product vitronectin-like. The record is from RefSeq and is a predicted model, not a curated record. The coding region runs from base 1 to 468 and encodes 155 amino acids. Lineage: Eukaryota; Metazoa; Chordata; Chondrichthyes; Rajiformes; Rajidae. The transcript has 3 exons.